UACUGGUAAAGGUAAAGUGGAAAAGCCCUUUCUGGUAGUGUGUCAUUUUCUGUAUGAACUUGCCUUAAUGAUUAGAUAUAAGACAUGUUUAUUUAACUAUUUGCUAAUCCAUGGAACCUAGUUCAAAUCUAGAAAGGACAAGAACUCUUGAGAUGGAGCUCUGGAUUGAGAUGGUUCUCUCCUCCAGACACCACUCUAUCUCCUCGCUUUCUAUUUUUAGUCGGCCAAAUGACCCCGAAUCAUCCAGUCUGGGCUUUCUUAAAGGGAUCAUCCGCAGCUGGGUCUGCUGGAACGAAGCGCGCAUUUUAUUCCAAAUGCUCGCUUUUCACAUGUGCUGAGGAGAUGGAGAUUUUACGACGCGAAUAUACUCAUGGUGGUCCUUGAAAAAGAUUUAGCAGGGGAAUGCAGUCAGCAGCGGAGGAGAACAGUUGUGAUGGCGCCUCUGGUGUGCCCACGGGUUCGAUGGUGCAGGUGUGUUUCCCCCACGUGCAGACAUCUGUGCUGGACAGCCUCAAUCGCCAACGUGAGGAUGGACAGCUGUGUGACCUCUCCAUACAUGUACAGGGACACGUGUUUAAAGCCCAUCGCUGCGUCUUAGCAGCCUCUUCACCUUACUUUCAUGAUCAGGUGCUACUAAAGAACAUGUCCACAGUGUCCAUCCCAGCUGUAAUGGACCCCCUGGCCUUCGAGAGAGUCCUAAGCUGUGCCUACACUGGCCAGCUGCAAAUGCUGCGUGAAGACAUCGUCAACUACCUCACCAUCGGGAGUGUGCUCCAGAUGUGGCACAUUGUGGACAAGUGCACGGAACUACUCAAAGAGGACCGAGGGGGUUCGUCGGGGCCGCAGGGAACGACUCCUUCCUCAGAGAGCACCAGAUGCGGCGGUAUAACGAACAGGGAUUCCUACGGAGGAGAAGGACACACGCUGUCCACAGUGCAGCCUCAGAACCGUCCCUCGCUGAUCGAGAGCCAGUCUCCCAGCAGUACAAACUACUUCAGCCCUAAAGAUGCUAGCUUUGGUGGCGCGAUGACGAGUACUGGGACAGUGGGAGACGUAGGAGUACAUUCCACUCCUAACUACUGCAUGCCGUCCAGUCGGGACGACGCCUUCCUAAUUGACGAGGACGAGGAGGAAGAGGAUGACGAUGAGCUUGUGUACCCAAGGAAACAGGAUCAAGGGAGCGGAAGGAGGAAGAAGUCUGCGGCCACCUCGGAUCAAGAAAUGGGAGUGAGUGACAGUUUCGGGGUUUCGUCCUACCAAGACAUGGAGACCUCUCCACCGCAGAAGCGCCCCAUGUACAGUCAGCCAAGCAUCAUGCCGCGGAAGCAGUGGGUGGUGGUCAAAACCGAGCGCUCCAAGGACGACGACUUCAUCGUAGUCUCUGGAGAAGAAGGGGGCGAAAAUGAAGACGAGCAGGAGUUUGAUAUCGCCAAGGAGAGAGAACGGGAGAGGACGUUCAAUAUUUCAAAUGUUAGGACUCUUUCUGCAGACCUCAGCAGCAGGGAGGAAAUUGAAGCACAGGUUGACUACUGCCAAUCCCCUGAAGACUACCUCAAGUUUGAAAGUGGUAUGAUGGACCAAACAUCAUCGCAGCACUCUAUGGAGAACCCGAGCCAGAGUCGAGCGGUUACUGCGUUACUGAGCUCGGUGCAGACAGCUGCUUCUAGGACACAGCUCUUCCCGCUGGAUAUGCAAGGGAACCAGAUUCUUUUGUAUAACCAAGCUUCCCCUAGCGUUGGCCUACAAGAAGGUUUGCCUGGGGUGUCGUUAAAAGGCACUUCAGAGCACGGGACAGUCCACUUGCCCGGACAGGGUGGAAUGGACGGCGGUUUAGAGGGCUUAGACGGCAGCGGGGCAGGCACCACGGGCAAAGUCUUCAUGUGCCACUGUGGCAAAAGGUUUACUCACAAGAGCAUGCGGGACCGCCACAUCAACAUGCACCUCGAUUUACGGCCUUUCCACUGCCCUGUAUGCUCCAAGAAAUUCAAGAUGAAGCACCAUCUCACCGAGCACAUGAAGACACACACUGGUUUGAAGCCGUAUGACUGCCUUAGCUGUGGGAAAAAGUUCAUGUGGCGUGACAGUUUCAUGAGGCAUCGCUCUCACUGCGAAAGGCACGGCGGCAGUGGUGGUGGUGGAGGAGGAGGUACGGGCGACUCCCCAGGUUCAGAAGGGGCACUUGUUUCCCCUCAGCACCUGCCUUCCGGGAGCAAAGGUACACAAGGCAACGUUGGAAUUGGAGGCAGAAGCGGAAUUCCGGUUUUGUCUCCUCACCACUCCAGCAGUAGCAGCAGCAGCAGUAGUAGUAGAAGUGGUUUGAGCAUGGCAGUGCCUGGGGCUCUGUUAGGCAUCAAUCCCCAGAGCGGAAUGUAUGGCCACGGCCAUGGAUCUGGCGUUCUCGGGUUAGACGUGAGCCAGAGUGAAUGUGCGGAAGACAUUAGCGAGGUUUGUAUAGGUGAAAACAGCGUCACUUAGCUAAACGUCACCACGCGUGGGACCGUGUGUACAGUCGUGAGAUUGUGAUCGUGUCUGUGAGCAUGAUUCAUCCCGAGUAACAAGAUAGGAGAACAACUCAUUUAUCAAUCUUAAGCAUUUUAUAGUGUGUCCAUAUUAGCAAGAGCACCUUUUUGUUGCACACCGUACACAGGAUAAGGAACUUAUUAAAGAUGAAAUGAGUCGAUCUUUUGGACUUUGGAAGAAAGAAAAAAAAAAACAAGUUCUGGAUUAUUGCAGGGCAACACAGUACAUUACCUCAAAGAGAGAAAUAUCAUAUCCCACAAAUGGCCACUUAUAUACAAGUUUCCCAACCUCGGAUUAGACUCACAUGUAUAACGAGAGGACGAAUCUUCUCAUUUAUUUCAUCAUUUAAUCUCCCCAGAAAAAAAAUCAGGGAUAGAAAAUGAAGACAGAAAAGAAUAAGGUUUUCCCCUACGUCUAUGAUGUACCAUAAAAGCAAGAAAGAAUAAAAAAAAAUAGGCUAAUAUACUGUAGUUUUGGCAGCCUGGAGACCUGGUGAUAAUUUGACAAUUUUUUUUUUUUUUACCUAAUUUAUAAAAAAAAAUAAUUUAAAAAAAUUCUGGAGAAAAUUUAAUCUUUAAAUGUUUUAUUUCAAGAUUUAAUUGAAAUUCGUGUCCACUAAAAGAUGCCUGGUAUUACUGAGAAUUGAUCACCUACUCACACGUCCCAAAAUAUUGUUACUCUUCUACGUUAAAACAACAACAAAAAUAUAUAUAUAU
Silurus meridionalis is the source of this 3236-nucleotide messenger RNA. RefSeq names its product zinc finger and BTB domain containing 22b (gene zbtb22b). The record is from RefSeq and is a predicted model, not a curated record. The coding region runs from base 403 to 2475 and encodes 690 amino acids. The transcript has 4 exons. Gene Ontology annotation, biological process: regulation of transcription by RNA polymerase II. Gene Ontology annotation, molecular function: protein binding; DNA-binding transcription factor activity, RNA polymerase II-specific; RNA polymerase II cis-regulatory region sequence-specific DNA binding. Lineage: Eukaryota; Metazoa; Chordata; Actinopteri; Siluriformes; Siluridae.